This is a messenger RNA of Gasterosteus aculeatus aculeatus (three-spined stickleback), 3199 nucleotides long. RefSeq names its product ligand of numb-protein X 2a (gene lnx2a). Gene Ontology annotation, molecular function: protein binding; ubiquitin-protein transferase activity; metal ion binding. The record is from RefSeq and is a predicted model, not a curated record. Lineage: Eukaryota; Metazoa; Chordata; Actinopteri; Perciformes; Gasterosteidae.
GGCGGGGCCAGCGCCGCCAAAGGCACGGGGGCGUUUUCGUGCGGGUUUUGCGGAACGGGCCGUUGCGGUGAAUGCGUGAUUGAGGUCCCGCAGCAAAUAUUUGUUCCCCUUUCCGGGGCCGGAGUGCGCGGCGCGGAGGAGCAGCCGGAGCAGGGUGAUGAGCCAUCAGCCACUGGGGGGCAUCUGUCCUCUCUGCAGCUUCCGCAUCCUGUGAAGCUUAUGGGAUAGAGGUGCACGUGCCCCCUUCCCAAACACUGCAGCCUGGAGUCAUCCGUGCCAAAGCCGAGCGGCGUCGGGGGACCAGAGAUGGGCAGCCCGGGCAGCGAGGUGGGUCUAACCGGGCCGGGGGAGCCGGCCUCGGAGGCUCUGUGUCCUGAGUGUGGCCAGAUCCACCGCAGCUGGGAGAACCACCUCUUCAACUACCGCCUGGAGGUGGACGACGACCUGGUGUGCCACAUCUGCCUGCAGCCGCUGGUGCAGCCGCUGGACACGCCGUGCGGACACACCUUCUGCGCCCGCUGCCUGCGCAGCUUCCUCCAGGAGAGGGACUUCUGCCCGCUGGACAGGACGCGGCUGCAGAUGCAGGCGUGCCGCAGAUCCAGCAUACUGGUGCACAAGCUGCUGGACAAGCUGUCCGUGUCCUGCCCUUUGACCCCCGUCUGCUCUCUCAGCAUGCCAAGAUGCGACCUGGAGGCGCACCUCAAACACAGGUGUCCCGGGACGAGGUGUCAGCAGACCAACAUGGAAGGCCUGCGCUGUGAGAGCGGGGACGAGCGAGCGAUGGUGACCAGCCCCCCCAGGUCGCCCCGCUCCCCACAGACACGGCUGAGGGGCCGCACGCCCUCCCCUCCCCCGCCCGGGCCCACUAACACCCGCGGCAACGGGCCCGCGUGGACGGCCGACGUGGGCCUCGACAACCCCGCCUUUGAGGAGAGCACGGAGGAAGAAGGCGUGGUCGGGUUGGAGUGCGUGGUGCCCAGGGUGAAGCGGCCCCUCAGCAACCCCUGCAUCCACCUCCUCCGCUCCGUCAGCUCCACCUCCUCCGGCUGGGACUGCCCCGAGUCUCCGCCUCUCUCGGCGGAAGAGGGCUGUGUGAAGUUGCCCUCGCUUCCCGAAGGAGAGAUAACGACCAUAGAGGUGCACCGGGCGAACCCGUAUGUCGAGCUGGGCAUCAGCGUCGUCGGUGGAAACGAGACGCCUCUCAUCAACGUCGUGAUUCAGGAAGUGUACAGAGACGGGGUGAUUGCACGAGACGGGAGGCUGCUGGCCGGGGAUCAGAUACUCCAGGUGAACAACGUGGACAUCAGUAAUGUCCCCCACAGCUUGGCCCGCUCCACGCUGGCCCGCCCCUGCACCACUUUGCAGCUGACCGUGCUCCGGGAGCGCCGCUGCUCUUCCCGGGCACCUCCCUCCUCCUCCUCCACCUCCUCCACCCCGGCCGUGCCCCACGCGCCGUGCUCCACCCCCGAGGGCGCCCCGUCCAGCCCGGCCACCCUGAGAAUCACCCUGCACAAGAGGGACACGGCGGAGCAGCUGGGCAUUAAGCUGGUGAGGCGGACGGACGAGUCCGGGGUGUUCGUGUUGGAUCUGUUGGAGGGAGGCCUGGCGGCGAAGGACGGCAAGCUGAGGAGCAACGACCGCGUGCUGGCGGUCAACGACCAGGACCUACGCCACGGCACCCCUGAGCAGGCAGCACAGAUCAUACAGGCGAGUGGCGAGCGAGUCCACCUGCUGAUUGGCCGACCCACCAAACCAACUCCUCCUCCGCCGCCGCCGAAAUCAAGCUCCACCAGAGACCUCUACUGCCUUGAUCACUUCCUGCCUAACCACAGCGCCACCCCGAGCCCUGUGCCAACACACCCCUCCCGCACCAGCACCCACAGAGACCUUUCCCAGUGUGUGACCUGUAAAGAGAAACACAUCACUGUGAAGAAGGAGCCCCUGGAAUCUCUAGGCAUGACCGUGGCGGGAGGGCGGGGCAGCAAGAGCGGCGAGCUGCCCAUCUUCGUGACGAGCGUCCAGCCACACGGCUGCCUGUCGAGGGACGGCCGAAUCAAACGAGGCGACGUCCUGCUGAGCAUCAACGGGCAGGACCUGACGUACCUGAGCCACGGCGAGGCGGUGGGCACCCUGAAGGCCAGCGCCGCCUCGUCCUCGGUGCAGCUGCGGGUGCUGGAGGUCAGCAUGGUGGAGGAGCCCGACCGCGACGAGCUGCUGCCUCACACGCACGACCGCGACUUUGACGCCAACUGGUCCCCGUCGUGGGUCAUGUGGCUGGGCCUCCCCAGCUACCUUCACAGUAGUCAUGAGAUUGUUCUGCGGAGGAGCCACCCGGGCAGCUGGGGCUUCAGCAUCGUUGGGGGUUACGAGGAAAGUCACGGCAACCAGGCGUUCUUUAUCAAGACCAUCGUCCUUGGCACACCUGCAUACUACGACGGCCGCCUCAAGUGCGGCGAUAUGAUCAUGGCAGUCAACAGCCUGUCGACAGCGGGAAUGAGCCACUCGGCGCUGGUGCCCAUGCUGAAGGAGCAGCGCAGCCGGGUGGCGCUCACCGUGGUCUCCUGGCCCGGCAGCCUGGUGUAGCCGGGCUGCGCACGCCGUCCUCCCAGAACGUUCUACAUAUCGGGAACGACCUUGGCCAAAGUGAACUGGUACACGCUGCUGUACAUUGCUCCAUAAAACAGGCUUAAUCCAGGACCAAAAGCAUUCAGAACUGUGGUAAACCCAGCAGGACCAAGCCCGUCCUGUGGGAACUAAUCCACAUCGUGGCACGACGCUCAACGGACUGCACUCAAAAACACACUGCUGUGGUCAUGUGGUCGUCACUCGCGCAGGGAGAAACAGUACUGCAGGCGUGAACAGGCGAUCCGUGCCGGCGGUUGUGGAACGCAGGGCUGUAUUCAGCUGGAUGAGUCGCUGCAGGCAGGAGAUGGAAUAUUAAACUAAAUUAAAUUAAGGAGAACGUGAUCCUCGGUCAUCUAGGAUAACGACCCGUAAUCACCCUGGAUUUUCUGUAACAUCAGCGCCGUAUCCAGCUGAAUAAGCCCUCCGGCCGUAUUAGAAACCUGCCACACCCUGUGGGCUUAACUGCCCCGAAGGCCUCAUCACCACGACAACCAGCUGUCCCAUCAGCUGGAGUUUUAUACAUGUGUGUGUGAAUGUGUAUUCUGAUUGUUUAAUAAACAUUUCCUUCCAAGGA